Hyalella azteca is the source of this 3395-nucleotide messenger RNA. It is a transcript of the gene Mpc1, whose product is annotated as mitochondrial pyruvate carrier 1-like. Gene Ontology annotation, biological process: pyruvate import into mitochondria. NCBI's taxonomy places the organism in Eukaryota, Metazoa, Arthropoda, Malacostraca, Amphipoda, Hyalellidae. The coding region runs from base 65 to 415 and encodes 116 amino acids. Gene Ontology annotation, cellular component: mitochondrial inner membrane. The transcript is spliced from 4 exons. The record is from RefSeq and is a predicted model, not a curated record.
GAAAUUUUUUUACAUAUUUACUUUCAGCCUAUACUUUUGUUCCUACAUAUUGAUUAUUCAGGACAUGGCAAGCCUUGUGAAGAAUGGCCUCCAGCAGCUUAAAUCUAAAGAGUUUCGUAGCUACUUGAUGAGCACCCAUUUCUGGGGACCUGUUGCCAACUGGGGCAUUCCCAUUGCUGCCAUUGCUGACAUCAGCAACAAGCCACCUGAGAUCAUCAGUGGCAAGAUGACACUAGCCCUGUGUUUCUACUCAGCAAUCUUCAUGCGGUUUGCCAUCAAGGUGCAGCCUCGCAACCUGCUCCUCUUUGCCUGUCACUUCACUAAUGAAGCUGCACAGAUCACUCAGGGCUGUCGCCUCAUUAACUACGAGUACUUAGGAGGCAAAGAUGCUGCAGCUGCAGCACCCGCAAGCUAGUCUCAUCAAGUGCUCCUGACAUUCACUUAUUAAGUCCUGCAAUAACACAUGUUUGAAAUCUCCACACCUUCGACAGCCCGGUGCUUCGUCCUGAAUGCUCUACAACGAAUCUCUGUUGCUGAGGCCCAACUUUCUAAAGAAACUACGGUAUCACUUGUUAGAAACUUCAUUGCCAAGAAAAAUGCCUCAAAAUUUCUCCGAUUUAAUUCAAAAUAAACUCAAGUAGCAUAUCUGCACGUCUUGUUGAGCGUUGACUUGUGUGCAGGGUUUAAGGCAUGAAAUGAAAAUGAAUUGUAGUCAUAUUAUCUUUGGCCAAGUUUUCCAUAUAAAUACUACCGACGCAGCACCUGUUGGAGCGCAAGUUUGACUUCGUUAACAGUUGGUCGGUGAGUAAUUACAAUGAGUGCGUCAUGUAAAAUGUUUUAUGUUAUAUGCAGCAGGCUUCCAUCACCAGCAUUUACAUUUAGGUACCAUUCAUUUAUUUUCUCUUGAAGGUAUACCUAUUGCCUGCUAUAGACAGCGUUGAAGUCAAGCUUAAUUUUGAACUUCUUCUCGUAAUUUUGAUACUACCAAUAAACUGUUAGUGUAAUGCUUCCCAAUUAAAUGUGUCCAGUUAUUAAUUUCGUUCCCAUGCUUUGACAAAAUCUUAAUUUUUCAUUAGAUAAGUGCAUGAAUUUGACAGUCUUUUUUUGGAAGAUAGUGACACGCUGCACGAGCUGCGUUGUUAUUUCUACGUACACUUGUUAUUUCCACGUACAGUUGUUAUUGCCAGUGUACACAACUGUUCGACUGUAGCUCUACUUGUAUUCUGUUGAACACAGUGUGACUGAUGUUAUUUCUUAAAAUGGAAUGUUGACUUUAACGAUAAUGUUGGCUACAUUCACUGGCUCGAGACGUGGUAGAAGUGACUCCUGAUCCAUGGAGUUGCGUCCAUAAACAUAGAGAUAAUGGCUAAACUUUGCAUACAUUAAUCUGAUCAUUGUUCGUUUAAUGUGAUUAUUGAAGAUAUAUUUAGAUUCCCUUCGUUUCUGUUAUUGUUUAUACUGCGUCGCGACUGAAGAAUCUUCUAGUGCAGCUUGUUAUAACGUCAUGAUAACACGUAUAUUCAUUAGAAAUAUCCUGCCUUACUUAAGCUCUGAUAUUUUCAUGCCUGUAUUCUAUUUUCUAAAUUUUUUUUUAUAUAAUAGAUGAAGAAAGUUGCCAUCACUUGGGUAGCUUUAAGUCACAGCAAAUUUGAAUCUCUUGUACUUAUUAUCAUAGUAAGCCUUUGUGCUUACGAUCGACGUCGAUAGAUCGGGAAGUAAACACAGCAGAUCUGUCUUGACAUUGUUGGAUCUUUGUGGCUGAGAGAUGGAACUAACUCUAAAUUAACUAAACUAACUAACUCUAAACCUAAACCAACUCAUUAGCUGCUAAUUAAUGGCAUCAUUUUAGUGCGUUCAAUAUUCAUGCAUCAUUAAUUUGGAAUUUAGAACCACUAAUUGAGAGAGUGUUGGUUCUCGGGACACAGUGCAAGAUGUACUCAAUACUCGUCGUGGCAACUCAUUAGGCUGGAGUUACGUCUCUCUCUCUCUGCCCGCUGAGCGAACUCUACUAAACUGAUGAAAAUUUUUCACGCAUAAGAUUUUAUUCAUGUCUUAGCUUAGUUUUUGGAAGAGAAAGCUAAACUUUGUUAAAAUUUGCCUAGUGAAAUUAAUGCGAGUAACAAGUACUAUAUUCUGUUGGUAUUAGAUUUUAAUAGAGAAUCGGGGGAAAAUCACGUUUGCUUAAUGGGUGUGAGCUGCCGUUGCAAUACUUCAACUACACAAGCUACAUUUCGGCGGCGUUGAGGCUCUCACGUAUUAUCCGCGCAAUCAUUCUCAUGCUGAGUCGUAAAUUUCAUGCUUCGUUGUACGUUUGCAUGGCAUGAAGCACACAGCUUAGGUGGCGUUUUGGGUUUAAAACAUUUUGGUGCUAGGAAUUUAUUUUAAGUGUGAACAGUUAUAGAUAGUAUUUUUCAAAUUUUCCUGUUAAUCUCUCAUUAUUAACGUUGUUUGAUUGCAAGUUUUUGCAGUGGUUUUUGCAAGAUUUUGUUCGCGAGUUUCGUGAUGAUCGUAUAAAUUUUUUCGCGAGGUUUGCAGAUAUUUCCCACCAAAACAUUAAUGUAUUUUACGGCCGUGGUUUACUAAAUUUUUCUAUUGCAAUGCCAUGUGAAUUGCACGCUGAAGAUGAGGUAGCGAAGCCAGAAAGUUUUGCUCCAUUUUAACUGUAUCAUUGAAGAAUAAUUUUGAUGUUAGUGCACUGUUCACAACAUCCUGUUGAUUUCUAUCAAUUGCGUGCAUGCGAGGUAUUAUUUAUGUGAUUUACGAUAAAUUAAUAAAGCCAAGUUAACUCAGCCGUGAGCGAUUUCUUCCUAAUAUUGCGAGCUUGUUCUUGUUGGUACAAGUCAUCUGUUCAGACACGUUCAUGCAACAGAUCUUGUGUUGUCAUCUUGCCAAGUCCGCCUGACAACGCCUACCUAACUCUCGUGCCGUGUAACAGAUCUUGUGUUCUCAUCUUGCCAAGUCCGCCUGAUAACGCCUACCUACCUAACUCUCGUGCCGUGUAACAGAUACUAUGUUGUCGCCCUUCCUAGAACACCUGAUAAUGCCUACCUAACUCUUGUGACACACAUGGCCAUGUAUUAUUAAGGAAGAUCCUGCGUGUUAUCGUGUCAUCUCGCGGCGUUUCUACAAGAUCGGCCGCAUUUCAAUUAAAAGAAUUGUUGUGUUUCGUUUUUGAAUGUACUAUUGUUUUGUUGUCUUUUGUUUUACUGUUUGGUUGUCAUUCAUUUUAUUAUAUUUUUUUCAAUUUGUUUGACUACUAUUUCGUUUGUUGACUUCUGUCCGCAUAUUUUGGCCCAGGUUUGCAGGGCCCAACUGCACGGUUUGUUUGAAGUUUUGUUAAUAUGGAAGUCCAGUAUAUUACAGCUUUUGUUUGUAAAUAAAAAUGAGCAUUUUGA